This is a messenger RNA of Panonychus citri (citrus red mite), 5187 nucleotides long. Its product is annotated as plasma membrane calcium-transporting ATPase 3-like. Gene Ontology annotation, biological process: calcium ion transmembrane transport; regulation of cytosolic calcium ion concentration. Gene Ontology annotation, cellular component: intracellular membrane-bounded organelle; membrane. The transcript has 16 exons. NCBI's taxonomy places the organism in Eukaryota, Metazoa, Arthropoda, Arachnida, Trombidiformes, Tetranychidae. The record is from RefSeq and is a predicted model, not a curated record. Bases 1105 to 4539 code for a protein of 1144 amino acids. Gene Ontology annotation, molecular function: ATP binding; ATP hydrolysis activity; P-type calcium transporter activity.
UUAAUCUUUAAUUGUUGUCUCUUUAUUUUUCGUUAACAUUUACAAUUAAGCUAAUUGAGAUUAUCUCAGUUUAAUUGUUUCCCUGUUGUGUUUACCUUUUCUCUCAUCUAAAUUAUCGGUGUAAUCAACUUUCUCUCUGUUCCAUUGAAAAUCCUCUUUCUCUCUCUCUCUCUCUCUCUCUUGUUUCCCUUAUGAACAUUUCAAAUGUAAUCAUGUUUUUUAUCACAAUCAAUAUCCACGGUCUUGCGCCAUUUUAAUGAUAACCCGCCUACAAUAAUAUCAAAUAAAACAUGAAGUAAAAGUUGAUAUAAUCAAAGGCAAACUCAGAAACAUUAUCAUGUUGGUGGAAAUGAUGUUUGGAGAAAGGUUUUGAACAAAGUAAAAUUGUAAGCUUGGUUUCUUCUUCUUUUCUACCUCCUUUCUUUCCUUUUUUUCUCUUUCUUUUUUCUCUAUCUCUUCUUUCUCUAUGUGUUGAUUCUUAUUCUUCUCAUCGUGAAAAUUAAUCGAGAAACUGUUUAGUGUUUCAUUUAAUCAUUUUGGCGAAAUCUCAUUUCAUUGAUACAUUAAUCAUCCUGAUUCCUAGUCCAUUUAAGUAAUGGAUAUUGUGAAAAAUUCAUUGGUUCAAUUUGUGUUAUCCUGUUGAAAUGUUUUCGCCGAUUGUGACUAGUUAAAGAGUAGGAAAUUUUCUUCUUCUAUCUAGUUAAAUGUGUUAAAUUGGUGAAAAUUCCAUUGAUUAAGAAGUUAUAAAGAGAAUAUUCAACUCUAAACAAUUGAUCAGCAACUUUUUUCUUCCGAGAAGAAUAGCUUUUCAACUGACAGUCUGAAUUUCUCUCUCACAAAUCCAAACACACACAACACUCAAUUCAGCAAUAGUAUACAACCAGUUAACAACUCAGUUGUGAACGCCUUUCAUUAGGAACCAUCGCCAUUUUUAACCGGAUCUCCGGACAUCGGAUCGUUGAGUCAGAAUAAAUUAUCAACAUUCAUCUCCACUGGAAGAAAAUUUCCCGAUUACUUGACUUUUGUUUUUCAAGUUAAACCAGUUCCUCGUUUUGUUGUUUGUUUGGUCAAGUUAACUAUUUAUUAAUCAACAAAUCAUCAACCAUGGGAGUCGAUGGAGGAGUAAGUGCCAGUUUCAAUAUAACUACAGCUCAAUUGAAAGAGCUUAUGGAAUGUAGAGGAAAAGAGGCAAUAACGAAAUUAGAAAAAGAUUUCGGUGGAGCUCAGGGUAUUUGUGCUAAACUAAACACUUCACCAACUAAUGGAUUAAGUGGUUCACAAAGUGAUCUAGAAGAUCGUCGACAAACAUUUGGUUCAAAUGAGAUCCCUCCAAAACCACCGAAAACGUUCAUACAACUUGUCUUGGAAGCUCUUCAAGACGUUACACUUAUAAUCUUACAAGUAGCUGCCAUUAUAUCUUUGUUAUUAUCACUCUAUUCGGCUCCUGAUCAUGGUGAAGGUGGAGGUGGAGAUGAAAGUGAAUCAUCAGCCAGUUGGAUUGAAGGAGUAGCCAUUCUUGUUUCAGUCGCCAUCGUUGUCUUAGUUACUGCAAUUAAUGAUUACACCAAGGAAAAACAAUUUAGAGGUUUACAAGAACGAAUUGACCAAGAACACAAGUUUUCUGUUGUUCGAGGAGGCGAAGUCCUUCAAAUACUUAAUCAAGAAAUCGUAGUGGGUGAUAUAUGUCAGGUUAAAUACGGUGAUCUGUUACCUACUGAUGGAGUCUUGAUUGCAAGUAACGAUUUAAAGAUUGAUGAAAGCUCCCUUACUGGUGAAUCAGAUCAUGUACGUAAAGGUGAAGGAAUUGACCAAAUACUUUUAUCAGGAACCCAUGUCAUGGAAGGAAGUGGACGAAUGGUUGUAACAGCGGUUGGUAUUAACUCCCAGGCUGGUAUCAUCUUAGCACUUUUAGGUGCUGCUGAUGUUGAUGAUUCAAAUAAAAAUAAAGAUGCUGACAAGAUUAUCGACUCAACUAUAAUCGCCAACGAAUCGCCUAGUCAACAGAAAAAGUUGAAAGCAGUUAAAUCAAAGAAAGAUGAAGAAAACCAAGAAGCUAAAUCAAUCCUUCAAGCCAAAUUAACCAAACUUGCCAUCCAAAUAAGCUAUGCAGGUUCAAUCAUCGCUAUUUUAACAGUUAUGAUUAUGACAACUCGUUAUUUAAUUGCUGAAUUUGCUGUUAAAAAAGCUCGAUUUUCUAUCGCAAAGGAUUUACAGUAUUUUGUAAAAUUCGUAAUCAUUGGUGUUACUGUUUUGGUAGUUGCUGUUCCUGAAGGUCUUCCAUUGGCAGUUACCUUGGCUUUAGCUUAUUCUGUCAAGAGAAUGAUGGAAGAUAACAAUCUGGUUCGUCAUUUAGAUGCAUGUGAAACCAUGGGUAAUGCAACAGCAAUUUGUUCAGAUAAAACUGGAACCUUGACCACUAAUCGGAUGACCUGUGUUCAAGCUUGGGUUGCUGGUCAUCGUUAUAAAGAGAUACCCAAAUAUGAUGACUUACCUAAAGAUGUUGCUGACCUUGUAAUUGAGGGUAUUUCAAUUAACUCAGCUUAUACAACUCGGAUUAUUGCUCCUGAAAAUCCUGGUGAACUUCCUAAGCAUGUUGGUAAUAAAACUGAAUGUGGAUUAUUAGGAUUUAUUUUGGCUCUUGGUAAACAUUAUCAAAAAAUUCGAGAUGAAAUACCUGAAGAAAAAUUGUACAAGGUUUACACCUUCAAUUCAGUUCGUAAAUCAAUGACCACCGUAAUUAAAACAUCCAAUGGUUUUCGUAUAUUCACCAAGGGAGCUUCAGAAAUUGUUACCAAAAAGUGUACCUUUAUUCAUGGUGUUGGUGGUAAAUUGGAUAAAUUCAGUCGAACUGAUCAAGAUAAUAUUGUUAAAGAUGUUAUCGAACCCAUGGCCUGUGAUGGUCUAAGAACAAUGACCGUUGCAUAUAAGGAAUUUGUUUAUAAUCAACCAACGUCCAUUAAUCAAGUACAUAUUACAGAGGAACCUAAUUGGGAAGAUGAGACUGCAAUUAUAUCUAAACUUACCUGUUUGUGUAUCUGUGGUAUAGAAGAUCCUGUUAGGCCAGAGGUUCCUGAUGCAAUUAGAAAAUGUCAACGAGCUGGAAUAACUGUUCGGAUGGUUACUGGUGAUAAUGUAAAUACCGCUCGAUCCAUUGCAAUGAAAUGUGGUAUAAUUAAGCCUGGUGAUGAUUUCCUAGUUCUCGAAGGGAAAGAAUAUAAUAAACGAAUCCGUGAUUCUAACGGGGAAGUUCAACAAGCCCUAUUUGAUCGUGUUUGGCCUCGACUACGAGUUCUUGCUCGUUCAUCACCGUCCGAUAAAUAUGUUCUGGUUAAACACAUGAUCGAAUCAAAUAUUAGUCCUAAUAGGGAAGUUGUCGCGGUAACCGGAGAUGGUACCAAUGAUGGUCCUGCCUUGAAAAAAGCCGAUGUUGGAUUCGCCAUGGGAAUUACUGGAACUGAUGUAGCUAAAGAAGCUUCCGAUAUCAUAUUGACCGAUGAUAAUUUCAGUAGUAUUGUUAAGGCCGUUAUGUGGGGUCGAAAUGUUUACGAUUCGAUUGCUAAGUUUUUGCAAUUCCAGUUAACGGUUAACGUUGUUGCUGUAAUUGUUGCGUUCGUUGGUGCCUGUGCUAUUGAGGACAGUCCACUUCGAGCGGUUCAAAUGCUUUGGGUCAAUCUUAUUAUGGACACUUUAGCUUCCUUAGCUCUGGCUACUGAACCACCGACAUUAUCGUUACUAUUUCGUAAACCUUAUGGACGAACCAAGCCUUUAAUAUCACGAACUAUGUUGAAAAACAUUGUUGGUCAAACAAUUUAUCAACUUACUGUUGUUUUCUAUUUUCUAUUCCAUGGUCACGUAUUUUUCGAUAUUGAUACCGGAAUGUAUGCCCCAAUUGGUGCUCCUCCAUCACAACAUUUCACAAUCAUUUUUAAUACUUUCGUGAUGAUGACACUUUUCAAUGAGAUUAAUGCUCGUAAAAUUCGUGGUGAACGAAAUAUUUUUGAAAAUAUAACUCGAAAUCCAAUUUUCUGUAUUGUUAUCAUAGUAACUCUUGUUGGACAGGUUCUAAUUGUUGAAUUUGGAGGUCGAGCUUUUUCCGUUGCUCCAUUAACACUAGAACAAUGGAUGUGGUGUAUAUUUUUUGGUGUCGGUGUCAUGAUUUGGGGACAGAUACUUACCACAAUUCCUAAGAGUAUAUUAACUAAAAAAUUCUCAGUUGGACGUAAACCUCCGGAAGAUUUGAUCGUUGCCCCAGUUUCCAUGUGGGACGAUGGUAAACGGGAAUCAUAUGCAAAAGAUAAAGGUUCUGGACGAAUCUUAUGGGUUCGAGGUAUUAAACGUCUUCAACAUCAAAUCCGCGUUGUUCAUGCAUUCCGAACGGGUGUAGAUGGCCGAUCAAUUCCUUCCCAAUCUCUAUUACGAAGUGCAUUCCUUCAUUCCGCUCCGUCUAUCGAUGAGAAAUCAAUGAACGAAGCUCCAUCAUCAGAGAAUGUAAAUGUUGAUAAUCAAGCACACAUUCGACUAUCAUCAGCACAAGAAUGACUAAUCUGAAAAGAGGCGAUAGGAGAAUAUAAGAGAUGCGAAGAAAAGCUGAUUAAUGUAUUCAAAUUGGAAAGAUUUUCAGAAAAGAAAAGUCAUCAUUGUUACACAUCAACGAAUCGACUCGACAAUCGAAAGAAAUGAAAAGUUUACUAAAAGGAAUUGGAAGAAAGAAAAGUUGUCACCGGAAACAUUUCAUCUUUUAAAAAGUAACAUAUUAUACAAAGAAAGCGCAUACACCCACUCAAAUCAUAUUCAUCCUCAUAAUCAACCAAAACAAUUGAAACAAAUCAAGUUUACUUAAACGGAAUCUACUUUAAAUUAAAGCAAAUCAAAAAAAGAAACUGAAUCAAGACAAAGUCAGAUACAAAUCAACUAACAAAUAGAGAGACAGCUUAUCACAUCGCUAACAAUUUAAAGCCCUUGUAAUGAGUAAUAAAUGUUACCUUGUUUUACUCACCUGUUAAUUAACGGUAAAUUUAAAGUGACCUGAAAAUUUUUGGAAGCAAAAGACAAACGAGACAUUUAAAUCUAAUGGAUUAGCAGAAAGGAUUAACAUCAACAAUUGGAAAUUGAAUUGAUAUUUUUAUCCAACUUUACCUUUUCAAUUUAAAAACUUUUUCUCCUCAUUUUUGGAAAACUUUUUUUUUC